AACAUGAGUCGUGGAGGCGGACCGAGGGGGGCACUCAGCAGGCAAGUGACGGCGGAGACGGUUAACCAGCUCUAAGGACAGGGUCAACUGAAGUAGCUAAAGUUGUCUGAACACAAGUUUUAAGUUUUUUUUCUGACAGUCAGAGAGAAAAUAAUAUCGUCCAGCGACGUAACGCUGCAUCUGAGUGAGGGUGUCCGGUUUCCCAGUCUGAGGGAUUGCGAUGCCCUCUGACUUUAUCUCCCUUUUCAGCGGGGACCUCGACCUGAAUUCUCCCAGAUCCUUAUACUCAAAAGAAUCAGCGUAUGACCUUCUUCCCAGAGAGCUGCAGUUGCCUUCCUUCACUCAGCAGAACCCAAAAGUCAUGAGUCAAAAGAGCGGUGGAGAGGCAGGGCCUCCCCCUUCAGCAGCUGCAGCAAAAGAUGCCAUGUCCUCUUCUAUGACCAUGGAAGGCCCCCGCAGUGCUUUUUCCACCUCUUCCAGCUCCACCAUGCAUUCCAGUACUUCAGCUACUGACCAGAACCCGGUUCACAGCGGCAAUGUGGACCCAGAGGACACCAGGAGUACCAGAGCGGUACCAGAGGUUGUCGGAGCAGAAGGUGGGAAUGGUAAUGGCAGCAGUAGCAGUAACUGCAGGGGUAGCGGUGACCUGGGAGGAGGAAGAGGCGCAACAUCCCAGGAGGCCCAGCAGCAUCACCAGAUGACCCCAUCUAAACGCCGGACUGUACUGAACAUCUCUCCACCGCCACAAGACUUGCUUGAUGACAGCCGUAUGUCCUGCCAGGAUGAAACAUCCCUGGACUCAGAGCAGAGUAACAGCAUCUGGAUGGAUGACUCUGUCUCCAACUUCAGUAUCAUGAGCACUGUCUCUUACAAUGACAACACAGAGGUGCCACGAAAGUCCCGCAAACGUACCCCUCGCCAGAGACCUGGUCCCAAGACUGUACCUGCAGAUGGAGCCAGCAUGGAUGUGUUCGAUGCAGACAGUGCCAAAGGUCCACACUUCGUCCUGUCACAGCUAGGCCCUGACAACAAGACUGUUCCAAAAGGAAGCUCUGAUGAUCCUCACACAACUAAACAGAAAGGAGGAACUCUUUUGAUGCAGUACCCACAGAAGAGUGAGGGGAAGGAACUGAAGAUCGUAGUCCAGCCUGAGACUCAGCACCGAGCCCGCUAUCUGACCGAAGGCAGCAGAGGGUCAGUGAAGGACCGCACUCAGCAGGGCUUCCCUACUUUGAAGCUGGAGGGAGUGAAUGAGCCAGUGGUUUUGCAGGUGUUUGUGGGCAACGAUACUGGACGUGUGAAGCCUCAUGGAUUUUACCAAGCUUGCAGAGUGACUGGCCGCAACACCACAGCCUGCAAAGAGGUGGACAUUGAUGGCACAACUGUCAUUGAGGUGUCCCUUGAUCCAAGCACCAACAUGACACUGGCGGUGGACUGUGUUGGGAUCUUGAAGCUCCGUAAUGCUGAUGUCGAAGCUCGCAUCGGUGUGGCUGGGUCAAAAAAGAAGAGCACACGUGCUCGGCUGGUGUUUCGGGUCAACAUCCCCCGUCCAGAUGGUUCAGUGCUGACUCUACAGACUCCCUCAUCUCCAAUCCUGUGCACUCAGCCUGCAGGGGUGCCUGAAAUCCUGAAGAAGUCACUGCACAGUUGUUCAGUGAGGGGAGGAGAAGAGGUCUUUAUCAUUGGCAAAAACUUUCUCAAAGACACCAAAGUCAUAUUUCAGGAGAAUGUCUCUGAUGAGAAAUCGUGGAAGGCAGAGGCUGAAAUUGACAUGGAGCUGUUUCACCAGAAUCACUUGAUAGUGAAGGCUCCUCCAUACCAGAACCAAGCCAUCACCUCUUCAGUGUGUGUGGGGAUCUAUGUGGUUACGAAUGCUGGGAGAUCUCACGAUGUUCAGCCUUUUACCUACACUCCAGAUUCAGCAAAAAAUGAUGUUCCAGUGAAGAAAGAGAUGCCAUCUCCAGUGAAGACUUGUUCAUUUGAUGAACAAAUUAAAGUUCUAGAUGGUGCCUUGAUGCCUUCAAUGUUGCCUUUAGUAAAGAGAGAAGAUGUCACUCCAAUGGAGGUCACCAGCAACCUCCAGUCUUCUGGUGUAUUUAAGCAGACUGAUGACUUGUGUCCAGCCCAGCAGAACACAGAUAUGACUGCAGGCCAUCUAAAUAAAAACAGACCCUUUUCCAACAACCUGUCUCAGCCUGCAGGUGACCCUGACAAAGGCCAGGCUUCUGUUUUUACCAACACAGAGCCUUUAAGCACUAUCCAGAAGCAAGACAUUGCAGCCACCAGCUCCUUCUCUGUGCCUGACGACUCUCUGCUUCAGCAAAGCACACAGCAGUUCCUCCUGGAACCCAGAGAGGGCCUCGGGCAGGAGAGGCCCGGCAGUGGCUCUGGGGCCGUGGGGAGGCUAUGUGGAGAACCUGCACCUCAACAGCAGCAACUGCCGCUGUUCCCCCCAGACGAAGUGGCCCAGCUAGAAGAGGCAGUAAGGCAACUUAAAGCCAAAGGGUACUGUAACUUACCACUUCAGUCUGAUAACUCAAUGGCCAAACAGCAGCAACAACACAUCCAGCACCAACAACAGAUCCAAAAACAGCAAAUUCAGCAGCAGCAACAACAACAACAACAGCAACAAAUUCAGCAACAGCAGCUUCAGCAGCAGCAACAACAGCAGGUUUUGGAGAAUUUACAGCAGCAGCUCUUUCAGUCACAGAUUCAGAUGCAGUGUGGCAUGUUUCAGGAUGCCUCUCAGGGCAAGAACGCAGAACAGCAGGGCCCGUCACAAGGAGUGGUGCCAAACCAGGGGAAUCUUUUCCAACAGCAGCAACAGCAGCAGCAGCAACAGCAGCAACAAGCAGCGCUCUUUCAGCAGGCGAGUGACCUGCUCUCUAUUCAGACCAAUUUCCUCCAGCAGACACCCUCACACCCUUCACCACCUAUGUUCCACAAUCCCAAUUCUUUGGCUGAAACACAAGAUCCACAGGGGGGAUUGUUUCAGAAAGCCUCUCAGGAGCAGGUCCAGGCCGCUCUCUUCCAAAACACCAUGACAGUACUACAGUCUCCAGACCAACAGCCCUCGACCCCUGGACUUUUCCUCCCUCAGACGUCUCUGCCCUCUCAGCUAACUACCACCAGUGCUCAACAGCAGCAGCAGCAACAACAGCAGCAGCAGCAGCAGCUGGCCUUCCUCAGUGCUCUACAAACUCCUGCCCCUGAACCACAAUCAGUAUUUCAAGCUCAGACCCAGCUCUCCCCCAUCCAGCAGAGAACCCCCAUGGAGCAGCAGCAGCCCUCCCAGCCUCAACCCCACACGCAGCCAGCCCAGCAGGCUUCCCUGUUUCAGAACAUCUCCCCACAUCCAUCAGCAAACACACUCUCUCCAGGCCAGCAGCAGCAACAGCAAGCUGGCCUGCUGUUCUGCAACAACCCCCUGUCCUCUCCGGACCAGGCCUCCAGCCUCCUGUUCAGCAGCCAGGGCCAGAUGCCACCGCUGACCAGCAACAGUCUAGUUUCCCAAGAACCCCAAAACCGCUCUCUGCUCUUUUCCCAAGCCAGCAUGGUGACAGUAAACCAGCAGGACCGCUCUGAGCCCAUGGCCUUAGGGAACCCCACUGAUCCGCGACAGCAAGUCAUGUUUCAGGAGCAGCAGCCAAUGCAGCUGGGCAGCAGCUCAAACAACCGGCAGGAGCAGUCUGUGGGCCUCUUUAUGCCCCAGUCUAACAUGGCCUCUCUGCAGGGGGGACUGGCUGCUCAGGAGCUCGCCCAGUCAGCCAUGUUUGCCUCACAGAACGGCGUGGCAAACCUCCAGACGACCACCUCCUCCCCUGUUCAGCAGCCAGGGACUCUGUUUCAGACCGCUGUCAGUGGGAGCAUCAAUCAGUCGAGCCAGCCUCAACAAUCUGGCCUCUUCCUUUUUGGGAUUCAGAAUGAAUGCGGCCAGCUGAUGAACACUCCUGGAAACACGCUGUCGGAUCAGAUUAUAGCCAUCAGCCAGUCUGGUCAGAACCAAAGAGAGAGUGACGCACACAUCCAGUCCCUGCUCAGCCAGUCCCUGUCUCAGUCUGGCUCUGUGCAGAACAGCAUGUCUGCCUCUCAGAACAUGGAGAAGAUUGAUGACCUGCUGGUCAGCCUGCAGGAGUCGGGCAGCAACUUAACUCGUUCAUACUAGCCUUCGUACAGGUUCAUGGAUUUGUCUUUUUAUUUUUUACUCAUAAUAUCUGGAAUAAUUGUAAAAUGCAGAGUCAAAUUAUUGUCUGUUGAUAAGUACAUGCUGUAAAAGAUUUGUGAAUUAGCCCUGCAUCGGGAAGUUUGAGACCAACUGAACAUUAUGUGUUUAUAUCUGAUCACCAAAUAUUUUUCUGCCCUUUUAACGCAUUAUUUGGCCUUCGUCGGGAUUAGGAAAGAAAAGUCCUCAUGAUUAUUCCCCAGUGUGGCAUGAAUGAUAGAUAUUAUCUUAUUGUUAAGUACAAACUAGGCCUGAACUAUGAAUUAGGUUCGGAAUUUCUUGGCUGAGUGAACUGGCCAAGAAAAAUUUAAGUCUUGCAUUAACUUAUGACUGACUGACUUCCCACUGUUAAAACAUGCAUGUCCAGGCGAGAACAGACAAAUUGUCAUUGUGAGAAAAGCAGCAUUUGGCAAUUUUCCUCAGAAAGUGGCCUUGUUAUUCUUUUAACUUGUGAAGUUUUGUGUACAUUGUGUAGAUACCUUGUCAGUGAUGUUGCAACCUCUUUUGGUUCUCGUGGUGUUUUCUAAAGUGUUCUCCAAAGUGUUUAGCGGUUUCCAUGAAUAGUGUUCCCUUUAAUACUUCUUUUGUAUUUUUUUUGUUGCGAGGAGGGUAGAGUGUGGUACAGCAGGAAAGUUCAGGCUGUGGUACGUAUGGUUGAAUACAUCGAAGAUGUCGAAGGUGGGCACUGUUGACGUGGCUGGAAAUUAUUUAUCAUGUGACGCAACAGUGCAGAAAGUGUAUUGAAAGGUUAGAGAGAUAGGAUAGAGAGUAGACAGGGAAAUGAAAGGUAGAAGAACUGCAGAAAUGAACAGAAACGUUUACUACACUAAUCUGAUGUGUAGUCACAAACAAGUGUCAGUCAUAUAUAUGGGUGCUUAAUAUUUCAAUGAAUUAGCAGCCCACAAGUGAAUAUACUUUCAUCAAUGACAUAAAGAAACUGUUCUCAGUUGGUAGAUAACCAAAGUAAUGUGCUAUCUACAAAAGGCCUGGCUAAACUGGGUCUAGUCUUGUCUAGACCUGUUUGGUACAGUAAUACUUAUUACAGAAUAUUUGUAGUUAAGCCAACAGCUGUUUAGUGAAGAUCGUCACCCCCAGCUGUGAAAACACAUCUUUUAAUAUUAGAUACCAUCUCCGCCACAGUGUACAGAUUUUUGUAAUAUAGGUAAGCUAACAUUUAGUCUGUAUUCAUCAAAACCAAACUGAUUCAUCCUUUAAUACAUUACAAAGAGACGCAUCUGUUAAGAAAGUGGGGUGGUAGAAUCAUAUAAUAUUGGCAGACUUUAUGUAUAUUCAGCACUUUAUGCUGUUCUUUGUGACCACUUUACUCAUCGAGGGUACAUUACAGUCCCACAAGAGGUGAUGUUUUUAUCAGUCGCCUCUUCCUCAUUGUUUACAGUGAAGAACGCACGCGGAUCAGAAAUUGUCGUUACUGUCCCGUGUUUGCAUUGCAAUAUUUGUAUACUGGAGCAGACUCGGAAUUUCUUUAAAUCCAAUACCAUUAAACCAUAAAUCACACAGUUAAAUUUAGUUACCACAUACCACCUUUCUCCUGUUGGUUUGAUUGUGUAAUAUGUGCAUCUCAUUGCCAGCCAUGUUACAACUAUCAUACUUCAUUCCCAAAACCUAAUACAUUAUUUAUUCCUGAAAACCAGGUUACAGAUCUGGACAAAGGAGGAAAAUGUGGAUCAUGACAUUAUUCAAAUAGUGUAAUUACAGUUGACAUAUAACUCUUAUUUAAAUACCUGCAUCUACAGUAGAGAGAGCAGAGUGUAAUAAAGUAUAUAAUAAUAAUUAUUAUAAUUUUUGUCAUAAGGGUCAGAUCAUAUGUGUUUUAGUAUCAUUUUGAUGGCAUCAUUCUGCGUCAGGCACGCAUGAACUGGAAUAGUAUUCUUCGACCAGCUAGAAAAGAGCCUUUUUUUUUACCAGUUUUAUUAAUGUGAUGGAUUUGGUGAAUGUUAAGGAGAAGCAAUAGUUUGUUGGCUACAACUGUACAUUAUACAUCUCAUCCAGGUUAAGGUAUUAAACAUGCAGGAAAAGAGCCCAUUUUACAUGUUUUCUUUUAAAAGUGCAAGUUUUAAAGACUUGAUGUCUUUGUCUGCAGUUGGCCAGUGGCCUCAGGACCAAAGUUUGACUCAAAUCUUGCUUUGUCUAAAUCCUGAUGACAGGCCAGUUUUAUGGCUUGUGAGCUUAUAUUUUCUUUUCUUUUUCUCACUUGCAAGUUAACUUUUAAGAAGCUUUUUUUUUUUUUUUUGCCUUCUAAAUAUGUGCUGUACAAAUAUGCUGUCACACUUUUCUUUCUGUUUGUUUGUUGUGUUGUUUUGUCCAAAAAAAAAAGUGUCAUGUUUAGUUUCACUGUAAGUGUAUGCAUGAACAAGGGGCUGGUCUCUGAUGAUGACAUAAUUAGCUCAGUUUUAUGCCUCAGUUGUUGUCUUGUUUUCUAUGUACAGUUUGUUAGAAAUACAUAAACACCGUUACAUUUUAUACACUUCAGAAACAGAUGUUUUAUGAUGGAGAUUAUGUAAACUUGACUAAUGUGAUUUGUGGAAGAUUUGUGAUGUGUCAGUCUGAGCAGUUUGAGUGGUUUUUAAAGGGACCCUACUCCUGAAGGAAACCUGACUUUGGAGAAAAGAGCUAUCUGUGAUUGGCUUUCUUCAACUUGUGAAAUAGAAGAACUAAGAUUUCCAGUGUUGAGUAUUUAUGAUUUUAUUUGUUUUUGUUUGUUUUACAAAGUUUAGAAAGACUAUCUUUUUUUAUUGGUAUAGUACAUGUGCCUCUUGUCAGAGAAGCAUAUCUAAUUUAUUUGUGUGUUGGUUAUUAUCUAAAUUGUUUCCCGUAGUCAUAGUUGUGUUCAGAACUAUAUUGAUGACAGCAAUGUGAUUUGCCCCCCCCCCCCCACACACACACACCUUCUGAUACUGUAACUGGCACCUUGUGAUGAUGAUAAAUGUGAUAGUAAAGUGCUUUGUACACUAUGAAUAACAUGUACAUUCCUGUGCACAGUUGCUCUUUUGUAAUUUUGGAAGGUGUAGAUGUAAUAAUAUACACCUUAAUGUACAUAUCAAUGUUUGUUCAAGGCUUAUAAGUGGACCGCCAGCCCUGUAGUUCUUUUUGACCAAAUAGUUAGCAGGGCAGAAUGGCACCAAGCAGUUUUUACUGUCAACAUCCUUCAAAACAGAACCAACAAAUUUCAGUAUUUUUACUAUGAAUAUAGUGCUGAAUGUGAUUAUACAGUGUGGCUGUGAAUGCCUCACUUAGAUGCAGAAUGUUCUUUUAUACACAUACUGGGGAGGUAAUUACUUUUUGGAAAUUACAGUUUUCUCAUUUGUGUAUUUACAAUGUAACUGGAGAUCAGAAAUAUAUAAAAGUGUGACUCAUUACGCAGUCACUACAAGUUGUAUGUAAAAGAUGGGGGGAUUGCUGAUAAAAGUUCUCAUAUUUCCUCAAGACGCUACAGACUCUUUUCUCUGUUUCUUUCAAUAGAACAAGAUGUGGUUUUCUUUUAACAUUACCAGUUAAUUUAAUAUUAACAAACUGAGUCUAUCACAGAUGUUCAAAUUGUAAAUUUUUUCCUAAAAUGUCACUUCAGACUGUAGUAGGUAUUGUACACGUGCCUUGAGCAGAUGCUGUAGUAGCAACCAGAUUGAUGUUUUACCGUUGUUGCCUGUUUAAUACCCCGCUGGUUCUGCCAGUGAUGAUUAGUCCUCAUUAAUUAGAGUAUUUUAAGCCAUAAGACUUUAAGUGUACUUUAAAUGCUCAACAACACAGACCAGAUAAAUGAGGUUGUGGUUGAUAAAUGUGUUGUGCAAUUUCUGUCAUUCAUUUAACUUGUUUGUACUGAAGUAUCCAUUGCAUUUAUGUUAUACAACGUAGAUGCAGGCAACUUUUUUCUGAAACUGCUAUGCAGCUAAUAUACUGUAAAUGUAGAUCUGUUAGUUUUUGAAUAUAUAUUUUUCUAAAUAGCCUCUCCAAAGUAGAAAACCAAAGUAGAUGUUCUUUCUGUUAUUUAUGUUGCUUGUUUAAAUACUUUCUGAUGCUUUGAGUGCCGCCUUAAACCGAUUUUUAAAAUCAUUUAGUCAGUUAAAAUGCAAAUUUAUCUUCUCAACAACAAUCUCAGACAUGGAUACUUUUUGGGGGGUGAGACAAGGGUCACUAAUUGUUUGUCAGACUUCUUUAUUACCUUUUUGCCUACAGGGUUUAUAUAGAGGUUUACGUUGUAUCCAGGCUUGCUGUUUACUGGUGCAGUGGUUCCUAAUCUUUCUGAUUUCUCUCAGGGCCUCUGAGUUACUAGUUUAUAUCAUUUUCACACAUUUUGUUAUUCAGACCAGGAAAAAGGCAAUGAGUAUUUGUUUUGUCCUGUAAUUUAGGAACAAUGUGGACUACAAGUUCUGAAAAACAUUUAUGCACAAUGUAAUUUGUCCCUAAUUUAUUCUGAGUCUGACAUUAUUUCCCAUACGCCGUUGCUUACACUUUUGUAAAAAUUAAGUCUCUUCACUCCUAACAAAAGUGAACCAAUCUGCUAGUAAACAGACAAUUUUUGGCCCUGGAAAUAGCAAGGGGGACAUUUUGCCUUUUUGUUUCAAACCAUGUGAACAACUGUCAAAUAACCACCCUUGCGGUUGGGGAGGGGGACCUCUCUACAUAUUUGGCUUUUGUUGGGACUUUUUUAUUCUCUUGCAAUUAAAUUUCUGUAAACUUGCUGCUAUCUGUAUUAAACAUAUAUACUUUAAA
Dicentrarchus labrax (European seabass) is the source of this 8950-nucleotide messenger RNA. RefSeq names its product nuclear factor of activated T cells 5b (gene nfat5b). Lineage: Eukaryota; Metazoa; Chordata; Actinopteri; Moronidae. Bases 221 to 4165 code for a protein of 1314 amino acids. Gene Ontology annotation, cellular component: transcription regulator complex. Gene Ontology annotation, biological process: calcineurin-NFAT signaling cascade; regulation of transcription by RNA polymerase II; cytokine production. Gene Ontology annotation, molecular function: transcription factor binding; DNA-binding transcription factor activity, RNA polymerase II-specific; RNA polymerase II cis-regulatory region sequence-specific DNA binding. The record is from RefSeq and is a predicted model, not a curated record. The transcript is spliced from 13 exons.